GUGCGAACAGAGAGUUUCAAUCCGCACGGGAGCAACGAUAUGAGGAGCAGGUCACUGGUUUGAAUUGGGAACUCCACUUUCAGAGGCACGAGAUGAUGCCUUGGAUUUAGCUGGCCCACAUGAGUGAUAUGAAUAACACACUGGAUGGAAUACACACUUCUGGAAGCCUCGGCGAGAAAGUAGACAUUUUACAGAGUGGCAAGGGUAAUGUGAGUGGCUUGCCCAGCCCAGCCCUCAUCCCUUCGCAAGCUCUUUUGCCAACCCCAAAUGCCCAGAAGACCAGGACUACGCUCGGCAAGGGGAACAGGAGCAAUCAAGAGGGAGAGGAGUCAUUCCCUUCCCCGGUUUCAAACCCUCUCCCUGAGUUUAUCGCCUCAACCUUCUCCCCUCUCGUCUCUGAAUGUUUAUUACCAUGGACCAAAAGUAGUGCAACUCAGGUAAUCAAAGUUUAUAAUGAAGAUAACACCAGCAGGGCAGUGGAGGUUCCCAGUGACAUCACUGCCCGGGACAUAUGCCAGCUGUUUGUCUUGAAGAACCACUGCAUUGAUGACCACAGCUGGACCCUUUUUGAACACAUCUCUCUUCUGGGAAUAGAGAGAACCAUUGAAGACCAUGAGUCUGUUAUGGAGGUGCUAUCAGGCUGGGGAAUGGAUACAGACUGCCGGCUGUAUUUUAGGAAAUAUUACGCUAAAUAUGAAUUCUUCAGGAAACCGCUGGACUUUUUCCCGGAUCACAUGCUCUCCAUAUCCAGUGAAAGCAAUGGGGUGGUGGAUCACUCUGAGCUCAUACAGACCUUUCUCAACUCCAGCACCUGUCCAGAGAUACAUGGACACCUCCAUGCCAAAGAGCAAAGCAGGAAGUCUUGGAAGAAGUUUUAUUUUGUCCUUCGGAGGUCGGGGCUUUAUUUCUCCAAUAAGGGAACUUCCAAGGAACCAAGGCAUCUCCAGUUCAUUGCCGAUUUCAGUGACAGUGAUGUCUACACAGUGUUCUCAGCCAAAAAACUACAUGGAGCACCUACAGAUUAUGGCUUCUGUGUCAAGUCCACAAAGUGCAGUUCAGCCCGGGAAUUGAAGUUGCUUUGUGCAGAUGAUGAGCAGACCAGGACCUGCUGGAUCACAGCCAUGCGCUUGCUAAAGUAUGGGAUGGAACUGUAUCAAAACUUCAUUCAGCCACACCAGAAACAAAAAGCUUCACCGAUGAGAAGUAUCUCAGAGAAUUCACUGGUGGCGAUGGACUUUUCUGGCCAAAAGAGUCGUGUUAUUGAGAACCCAUCUGAGGCGCUGUCUGUGGCUGUAGAGGAAGGCCUGUCAUGGAGGAGGAAGAGCUGCCACCGUCUGAGCAGCCAUGGCAGCCCCUCUACUUCACAGAGCUCGGUGUCAAACAUAGCCCUCCACUUGGCUCAGUCCUGGUUCCACGGCAAACUGUCUCGGGACGAGGCUCAGCGUCUAAUCACUCAGCAGGGUCUUAUCGAUGGAGUAUUUCUUCUGAGAGACAGCCUAAGCAACCCGAAGACAUUUGUCCUGUCGCUGUGCCACAUGCAGAAAAUCAAACACUUUCAGAUCUUACCUGUAGAUGACGAGGGGGAGUUAUUCUACAGUCUGGAUGACUGUCACACACGGUUCUCUGACUUGAUCCAGUUGGUGGAGUUUUACCAGCUAAACCGAGGAGUGUUGCCCUUCAAGCUCAAACACCACUGUGCCCGGAUCACCCUGUGAACGAGGGACGGAAGAGACACCAGAGGGCCCACAUGCACCUUAACUCCAGGGCCUCUCUGGACAUACACUCCCACUGUUCUUGUGCCUUGAAGAUGAAAUGGACGUAACAGCCAUGCUAACUGAAACCACUGUUAUCAUGCACCAUCUUCUCCAUCCAUACUUUGCUUCGUGGUCCCUCCUUUUUCUUUCUUUUCAGAAAAAGUUGAAUUUGACAAUAGACUGUAUGUGAACUGACUACAUGUGCUGAAUAUGAUGUGCAGUUUUGUCUGUUGAACGUUAGUCUUUGGCGCUGUAACGUGCCCACAUGUGGCCGUAAAUCCAAAUAUGACUUGUGCUGUGUAUUGUAGAGCUGAACGUGUACUGCAAACAGCUUGUGACUCUAUCAACAUCAUUACACCAGUGGAAGAAAGUAUUAUUACUCCCUUGCGUACAGUAGCUUGCAUUUGAGUUUUCACAGAAGAAAUGUCAAUCUAAUGUCUUCUGCAAUAUGUAUACCUGUCAUCAAUUUUAAUUUGAAACUAUAUAAUUCUGGGAAUUGUAGUACCCAAUGCCUGUCAUGUUAAAUUUGAGUAAAACCAAGCUAUCUUUUCAUUGUCAUUGUAUUUCUAAGCAUUCAGGUAUAUAUGUGUUGUUGUUUUUUUUAAAGAAAAUUAUUGUUUUCUAUUUAGAGCUUAAAUGACCUAUCAGGAAGUGUCACUGUGCAUGAUGCCCUGUAAGAUGGACUGAGACGGAGUGGUAAUGUACAGAUGGAGAGAAAUGGCACACAGCCUGCACUGUACAUUAAUUUUAAACAAUUGUGAUUAAAUGAAAUGUUUGUAUUACAUAAGUUGUGAGCUUGCUCUAGAGCGAGAGCACUGAAAUAUGCUUCACUCAUUUUUAGAUAUUAGCCGUUAAGAUGGAAAUCCGAAAUACUGUGACUGAUUUUGAUCAUAUCUGAAUUCAUUGAUAUUGAAAUUUAUUUUUUAUUUUUUACAAAGAUUCACGUAUACAGUUGCCACUGCUGUGGAUAAAUAUUGUUUGUUUUCAAUAAGUCAAUGAUGCAUCAGCUUUUUAACAAGGCAUUUUAAAUCGGUGACAUAAUUGAAAUGACCAUCUUCUGUUUUGUUUUUUUUUGUUUUUUUUAUUCAGCUGGACAACAGUGCAUUGAUCAAUGAAUGUCAUGGACUGCAUAGUUUUAUAUAAACAAAGUGUUUCUUAUGUA
Cyclopterus lumpus (lumpfish) is the source of this 2916-nucleotide messenger RNA. RefSeq names its product growth factor receptor-bound protein 14 (gene grb14). Gene Ontology annotation, cellular component: cytoplasm; plasma membrane. Gene Ontology annotation, biological process: negative regulation of insulin receptor signaling pathway; insulin receptor signaling pathway. NCBI's taxonomy places the organism in Eukaryota, Metazoa, Chordata, Actinopteri, Perciformes, Cyclopteridae. The transcript is spliced from 15 exons. The record is from RefSeq and is a predicted model, not a curated record. The coding region runs from base 120 to 1715 and encodes 531 amino acids.